AUGUCGUGGAAGCGGUCGGAGAGGCUGAUGGAUACCAUCAAGCACUACAGCAAUUUUCCCGCAACCGGUGUUUCCCUGCGCCAGAUGGUACAGUUCGGCGAGAGACCAUCGACAGGAACCCUCUUCCGCGCGUCACAGUUCCUCUCCGAAGAGCUCCCCAUACGGCUAGCACACCGCGUGCAAGAGCUCAGCGACCUCCCCGAUGGCCUUAACGAGAUGCCCUCGAUCCAGAGAGUGCGAGAUUGGUACGCACAAUCGUUCGAAGAGCUCGUGACUCUCCCCCGACCCAACCUCCCCUCUGACAUCAAAGAACGACUACUACGCCCUGCAAAGCGCCCCAAUAAAGAAUCGAGUUUGAUCAGCAAGACAACGCAAAAUCCGAGCAUCUCCAAAGGCCAGUAUAGGUCUGCACCCGAGAACAAUGGGCCCAAGAACGGGAAUGGGCAUAAACAUGGCAGGGAAAUCAAAGGCUCAACUUCAAGCAGGAGAUACUACGUUGCGGCAGAUGAUGGAAACGAAUGGCCGCCCGAGCUAAGCGCAUACAACAUCAAGUUCGCAGAGACGCUGGAAAAGAUCAAGAGGCGGCACGACUCCGUCGUUACGACGGUAGCACAAGGUAUUCUGGAAUGGAAGCGGCGGAAACAACGCAUGCAGAUCGACCACAACAUCCAGGCCUUCCUCGACCGCUUCUACAUGUCGCGUAUCGGCAUACGCAUGCUCAUCGGGCAGCACAUAGCGCUCACGGACCAGCGGCAACGCUCCGAUCCUAAUUACGUCGGCAUCAUCUGUACGAAGACGAACGUCCGAGAACUCGCACAAGAAGCCAUUGAGAACGCGAGGUUCGUAUGCGAGGAUCACUACGGCCUCUUCGAAGCCCCGAAAGUACAGCUCGUCUGCAACUCUGACAUUAGCUUCAUGUACGUCCCGGGCCAUUUGUCACACAUGUUAUUCGAGACGCUCAAGAACUCGCUGCGCGCUGUUGUCGAGUUCAGGGGGCAGGACAAGGAGGAUUUUCCCGUGACCAAAGUCAUUGUAGCGGAGGGCAAAGAAGACAUUACGAUCAAGAUCUCAGACGAAGGAGGAGGAAUUCCACGGUCGGCUAUCCCGCUCGUGUGGACGUAUAUGUAUACCACCGUAGAUCAGACGCCGAGCCUGGACCCGGAUUUUAACAAGAGCGACUUCAAGGCGCCAAUGGCCGGUUUCGGAUACGGUCUGCCCAUCUCAAGACUAUACGCGAGGUACUUCGGUGGCGAUCUGAAGCUGAUCAGUAUGGAGGGCUACGGCACCGACCAACUACCAGUCAUGAGGGACGAGUGGACGUCUAGCGAGCUGAUUCGUUCGUCUCGAGGAUUGGCGCGUAGUAGUUCGGUCGGCUCGAAAGCCAUGCGGCUGAAGUUGAGUGGGCAGAUGGAAGUCAGCGAGCGGAGGCAGGUCGGCGAUGCUGAGGAGAUGUUCCAAGAGAGAGGGGGCGCGGCUCCUUGGUGGAGAAAUGUGGGCAUGGAGGAGGGCAUGUGA
Molecule: messenger RNA, 1515 nt
Organism: Trematosphaeria pertusa
Lineage: Eukaryota; Fungi; Ascomycota; Dothideomycetes; Pleosporales; Trematosphaeriaceae
Product: pyruvate dehydrogenase kinase-like protein
Exons: 6
Coding region: 1-1515 (504 amino acids)
Biological process (GO): protein phosphorylation; regulation of glucose metabolic process
Cellular component (GO): mitochondrion
Molecular function (GO): pyruvate dehydrogenase (acetyl-transferring) kinase activity
Source: RefSeq, a predicted model, not a curated record